AUGAACGACCAGCAAGACUCGCAAAGCGCUGCAGGGUUUGUUGCUUUUGGUGAUUCUUAUAGCGCUGGCAUUGGUACUGGUGUUGAUGGUGUCGAAGAUGAGUGCCGACUUGGCUCCCACGCACACCCGGUUCUGAUCUUCACCGAUCUCGCCAAAAGUCAGGGAGCGAACGCGGCGACCUUUCAGUUCCUAUCUUGCACCGGUUCGACGACCGACAAUGUUCUGUCCGGCGGCGAGCGCAGUCAAAUUGAUAACUUCAACACAUCCAUCAAUGCCGACUUCGCCAUUCUCUCUAUCGGGGGCAACGACCUUGGCUUCUUCCGGGUUAUGAACGCUUGUAUCUUCCGGUUCUACAGUUUCUACUCCGGAACGUGUGAGGCGGCUCUGCAGGACGUAUCUGACCGGAUCGAGGGUCCCGAUUUUGAACAGCGACUAGAGAUGGUGAUAAUGGAGAUACUGGACAAGGUCCACUGGGAGAAGCGCCCGUGGUUUGUCAUUACUGUCACCGGAUAUGCUCGGUUCUUUAGCGUCGAGACUGACGAAUGCGACAACUGUACUCUGGGUGUCUGGUGGCAGGGUCCGAAGCUCAAGAGGGAUGUCCGUCAGCGGAUGAACAACAUGGUGAUGGCAGUCAACGACAAGCUCAAGCGAUCCAUCGAUGCGGUCAACUCAAGGUUCACAACUCCCAAGGCCAUCUUUGUCAAUUACGACGCCAGGUUUGACGGGCAUCGUUUCUGCGAACCUACCGUGACGGAGCCUGCAUACAACCGAACCGAGACUUGGUUCUUCCUUGUCGGAGGCAAGGAUAACAACCCAAACGUGACUGACCCGACGCCGGCCCCCAACGGUACGAGCAUUCGUACUGACGAUGCACGAAGCCGUACCCUGUCGCCGCUGUCGACGCUCGUGGACCCAGAUACCUGCCUAAGUCCGGCCGAGGGCUCGGGAGACUGGGGCCUCAUGGCCCUGUGUUACAUGGCAAGGGCUAAGCGGGACGAUCCGUCGCUACGAUUUGCUCGUGAGGAUGUCAUGAUUCAGAAUUCCAUGUGGUUUACAGAGAAGCCUCGGUCAUGA
Colletotrichum higginsianum IMI 349063 is the source of this 1074-nucleotide messenger RNA. Its product is annotated as Esterase family protein. The transcript is spliced from 2 exons. The coding region runs from base 1 to 1074 and encodes 357 amino acids. NCBI's taxonomy places the organism in Eukaryota, Fungi, Ascomycota, Sordariomycetes, Glomerellales, Glomerellaceae. Gene Ontology annotation, molecular function: triacylglycerol lipase activity. The record is from RefSeq and is a predicted model, not a curated record. Gene Ontology annotation, biological process: triglyceride catabolic process.